This is a messenger RNA of Sorghum bicolor (sorghum), 1384 nucleotides long. RefSeq names its product nuclear transcription factor Y subunit A-7. Gene Ontology annotation, biological process: regulation of transcription by RNA polymerase II. The record is from RefSeq and is a predicted model, not a curated record. Bases 287 to 1018 code for a protein of 243 amino acids. The transcript is spliced from 7 exons. Gene Ontology annotation, molecular function: DNA-binding transcription factor activity, RNA polymerase II-specific; RNA polymerase II cis-regulatory region sequence-specific DNA binding. Gene Ontology annotation, cellular component: CCAAT-binding factor complex. NCBI's taxonomy places the organism in Eukaryota, Viridiplantae, Streptophyta, Magnoliopsida, Poales, Poaceae.
AUUAGACUAAAGUAGUUGGUGAGCAGGCGGAGGGGCGAGGAGAGAUAAGGGCCAACAGCUCCAACAGAAAAGCCAAGCAAGGCUGCUGCAGACUGGAAGGCCCUCUGUUUGCGAGUGCAAGAGAGAGGGAGGGGGAGAGAGGGAGGGAGGGAGGAGACCUUGCAGAGGAGCGAAGCAAGCAAGGUGGGAAAGAGGCAGCAAGGGCGGCGGGCUGCCGGAAGGGGAACAUGCUCCCUCCUCAUCUCACAGUAUGAACUGAAAAACAAGAAUAAAGAAUUUCCAUGCGAUGAGACAGAAUGGCACGGUAAUGAUUCAAUUUGGUCAUCAAAUGCCUGAUUACGACUCCCCAGCUACCCAAUCAACCAGUGAGAGCCAUCAAGAAGUGUCUGGAAUGAGCGAAGGAAGCCUCAACGAGCAUAAUGACCAUUCAGGUAAUCUUGAUGGUUACUCAAAGAGUGACGAAAACAAGAUGAUGUCAGCUUUAUCCCUGGGCAAUCCAGAAACAGCUUAUGCACAUCCAAAGCCUGACCGUACUCAGUCCUUUGCUAUAUCAUACCCAUAUGCUGAUCCAUACUAUGGUGGUGCAGUGGCAGCUUAUGGCUCUCAUGCUAUUAUGCACCCUCAGCUGGUGGGCAUGGUUUCAUCCUCUCGAGUGCCAUUACCAAUUGAGCCGGCCGCUGAAGAGCCCAUUUAUGUCAACGCGAAGCAAUACCACGCGAUUCUCCGAAGGAGACAGCUCCGUGCAAAGCUAGAGGCUGAAAACAAGCUUGUGAAAAGUCGCAAGCCGUACCUGCACGAGUCUCGGCAUCUGCACGCGAUGAAGAGAGCUCGGGGAACAGGCGGGCGGUUCCUGAACACAAAGCAGCAGCCAGAGUCCCCCGGCAGCGGAAGCGGCGGCGGCUCCUCGGACGCGCAACGCAUGCCCAUGAACGGUGGUGGCCUGUUCACGAAGCACGAGCACAGCUUGCCUCCCGGCGAUCGCCACCACUAUCACGCGAGAGGAGGGGGCGGCGCGUAGGGAGCCAGCCCCCCCAACUGGCAACUCAUCCUUGGCUUAUCAGCGAUUUCCACUCGGCUCUUGUCUAAACUGAACUGAACUCGGGGUUUCUGUCUCUGCAUCUGUAACUAAACUAGUAGGUGUGUCCGAAUUGGCGGGUCGCUCUGUUGUACUAGUACCUGGGACGCGCACUAGAGAGUGGAGGUGAUGCGGGUGCGGAAAGAAUGCUGUUCUUUGGUGACGUAAGCUGGACUUACGUUGUGUGUGUGUGUGUGUGUGUGAGUGUGACUAGGGCGAAACUGCCAAACUGGCGCCUGUUUCAUGUAACCUUUGCUCCAGGACGAUGACUGGUAUAAUAAGUAGCAGUAAUAACCAUUUUCUCUGUCA